This is a messenger RNA of Rotaria sordida, 774 nucleotides long. Lineage: Eukaryota; Metazoa; Rotifera; Eurotatoria; Philodinida; Philodinidae. The record is from the annotation of a GenBank genome assembly.
AUGGGUAUUUCUGGACAUAAACAUCAUUUUAAUGAUAGUCAUAUUGAAAAAGAAAUGAAAGGAAUUGGUGAUACUGAUCCUUUAACAAAAUUAAAAGAAUUAUGUAGUGACGAUCAUGGAUGUGAAAAAUAUAAACAUCGUUUACAAGCAUGUACGGAUAGAGUCAAUAGCAAAUCAUAUACUAAAGAAACAUGUAAUGAAGAAUUAUUGGAUUUUCUUCAUUGUGUUGAUGAAUGUAUGGCUAUGGCUGCUACCCGUUUUUUAAUUCGAACUGCAACAGCAAGUCGUAAUCCUGUUUUUAGACUAAUGUCGGCACGUACACAAGCUACAUCAGCUGCACCAGCAUCAGGAUCAGCGGCAGAUAUGCUUUUUACAUUUGCUUCACCAUCUGAAGUUUUUUAUACUCAAGCAAAGAAUGUUCGUCAAAUUGAUGUUCCUACAAUGAGUGGUAAUAUGGGUAUUCUUGCUCAUCAUGUACCAAUUCUUGGUGUACUUAAACCAGGUGUUGUCUCGGUCUUUGAAUUAGAUGGAAAUACAAAACGAUUUUUCGUAAGUAGUGGUUCAAUCGCAGUUCAUCCAGAUUCAACAGUUCAAUUAUUAGCUGAAGAAGCAACAGCUAUUGAAAAUAUUGAUUCUAAAGCUGCACACGAUGCUCUAUCUGAAGCUCAACGUCGAUUAGGAGCAGCUAAAGACGAGAAGCAAAAAGCUGAAGCACAAAUUGAAAUUGAUUGUGCUGAAGCUGCUAUUAAAGCUGCGUCUGGUGUUUAUCAAUAA